AUGGGCAAAUCGUCCAAAGACAAGCGGGAUGCAUACUAUCGCCUGGCCAAAGAGCAAGGAUGGCGCGCCCGUUCUGCUUUCAAGCUCUUGCAGCUCGACGAAGAAUUCGACCUCUUCACGGGAGUCACACGGGUGGUCGAUCUAUGUGCAGCGCCCGGCAGCUGGUCACAGGUACUCUCGAGAAUUCUGAUCAAGGGCGAGAAGAUCGGAAGGGCGAGUUGGGAAGACAAGCGCCACCGGGAACUCCUCCGCCAACAGGACGAUGCAUCAAAUGACGACGAAACGCCAGCGUCGAUUGAUCCGCCUGCAACCGAAGGUUCAAGGACGGGCAUCAAGAUCGUGGCAAUUGACCUGCAGCCAAUGUCUCCUUUGGAAGGCAUCACGUGUCUCAAGGCCGACAUCACCCAUCCAUCUACCAUUCCAUUGUUACUGAAAGCGCUGGACCCAGAGAGCGCGGCUACUUCUACCGAGGCCUCCCAUCCAGUAGACCUUGUCAUAUCGGAUGGAGCGCCCGAUGUAACAGGUUUGCAUGAUCUCGACAUCUACGUGCAGUCCCAGCUGCUUUGGGCUGCUCUCAACCUGGCCCUCUGCGUAUUGAAGCCAGGCGGCAAGUUCGUUGCGAAGAUAUUCCGGGGUAAGGAUGUCGACAUACUCUACUCGCAACUCAAAACUGUUUUCGAGGGUGUCACAGUUGCCAAGCCGAGAAGCAGCAGAGCUAGUUCUGUGGAGGCCUUCAUUGUUUGCACGAAUUUCCGGCCACCAAAGGGGUUCAAGGCAAGUCUACAGGAUCCACUACAACGUCUGGAGUCUACAGUCCCUAGCGAAUCUGCGGGCCGCAAAGUCCGAGAGGAUGGUGUGACGGGAAUCACACUUGAGCCUGUUGACGGUGAGGCCAAUAGAUGGAUUGCCCCCUUCCUCGCGUGUGGCGACUUGAGUGCUUUCGAUGCGGAUGCUAGCCACAAGCUUCCGGAAGGGCAUGUGAGUUUAGAUCCCGUGCAGCCACCAACUGCGCCGCCGUAUCGGAGGGCACUGGAAGAGCGCAAGAAGAUGGGCGGGGCCUAUGGAAAGACCAGACUUGGCGACGCUAGUGUUGAAUAA
Ramularia collo-cygni is the source of this 1098-nucleotide messenger RNA. Its product is annotated as probable tRNA 2`-O-ribose methyltransferase. Lineage: Eukaryota; Fungi; Ascomycota; Dothideomycetes; Mycosphaerellales; Mycosphaerellaceae. Gene Ontology annotation, biological process: cytoplasmic translation; tRNA methylation. Gene Ontology annotation, molecular function: tRNA methyltransferase activity. The coding region runs from base 1 to 1098 and encodes 365 amino acids. The record is from RefSeq and is a predicted model, not a curated record. The transcript has a single exon. Gene Ontology annotation, cellular component: cytoplasm.